Syzygium oleosum is the source of this 2541-nucleotide messenger RNA. RefSeq lists its product as uncharacterized. The record is from RefSeq and is a predicted model, not a curated record. The coding region runs from base 90 to 2354 and encodes 754 amino acids. The transcript is spliced from 13 exons. NCBI's taxonomy places the organism in Eukaryota, Viridiplantae, Streptophyta, Magnoliopsida, Myrtales, Myrtaceae.
UCCCUCCCUCGCUCUCUCUCCCUCCUUUGCCGUUUGCCGAUAGUCGAUUCGCGUUCUCUCCGAUCCUCUCUCCUCCCCUCCCCUCCCGAAUGGCCGACGAUUUCGCGAAGGCGGUGGACGACGGCCUCCGGCUCUCCAAGCGCCUCUACUUCGGGAAGGACCGGGCGGUGACCCCGCCCCGGUCGCCGGCGACGAUGGAGAAGCCGGCCGCGGCGGCGGCGGCGGCCUUGGCGUUCCUCCCGGCGUCGCCGAUGGCCUACGCCGUGAUCCCCGACCCGUCGGUCGUGGACAACCCGGACAUCCCGAGCUACCAGCCGCACGUGCACGGCAGGUGCGAUCCGCCCGCUCUGAUACCCCUCCAGAUGAACGGGAUCGAGGUGGAGGCGGACUGCGAGCUGGACACCGCCUUCGUCCGGGUCAGCGGGUCGUGGAGGUUGCAUUGCGUCAUGGGCAGCAAGUGCUGCGACUGCCGGGUUGCGAUCCCCAUGGGCGAGCAGGGAUCGGUUUUAGGUCUUGAGGUAAAAGUUUCUAAAAGAUCAUAUGUCACACAACUUGUUGCUGUGGAAGACAAGAAAGAUAUAGACAAAGCAGCCAGAGCCGAAGAUGGUGGCUACCUUAAACCCCAUAUAUUUACCUUGAGAAUACCAAAGGUUGAUGGGGGUUCAAACAUAUCAAUCAAGGUUUGUUGGUCCCAGAAAUUAUCAUAUUGUAAUGGUCAGUUCUCCUUGAGCGUGCCAUUUACUUUCCCCGAGUAUGUUACUCCUGCUGGGAAGAAAAUCUCGAAGAAAGAAAAGAUACAGGUGAAUGUGGACUCUGGCACUGGAAGUGAAGUUUUGUGUAAAAUGACCAGCCAUCCAUUGAAGGAAGUGAGACGUCAUGUGGGGAAGUUGGCUUUCCUGUAUGAGUCAGAAGUUCUCACGUGGUCAAAGGCUGACCUGAAUUUCUCAUACACAGUCUCCCCAGCUACUAUGCUUGGGAGUGUGCUCUUGCAGUCUCCAUCUAUGCAUGAUUUUGAUCAAAGAGAAAUGUUCUGUUUAUACCUUCUUCCAGGAAACCAACAGAAUAGGAAGGUGUUCAGAAAGGAUGUAGUAUUUGUUAUUGACAUUAGUGGAAGCGUGAGGGGCAAACUACUCGAGGAUGCUAAAAAUGCCUUAUCGACAGCGCUGCACAAGCUUGACCCCAAGGAUUCAUUUAGUAUCCUAGCUUUUAAUAGUGAGGUUUUCCAAUACUCCACAUCCAUGGUGUUAGCUACCAGUGAAGCAAUUAAAGGGGCCAUUGAAUGGAUCAACAAUAACUUUAUUGCUGGCGGUGGUACCGACAUCUUGCAGCCUUUGAAUAAAGCUCUGGACAUCCUAUCAGACUGUCAAGGUUCGAUUCCUACCAUCUUCCUUGUUACAGAUGGAACUGUUGAAGAUGAGAAACACAUUUGUGAUGCAAUGAAAAGUCGAAUAAAGAAAGGAGGAUCAUUAUGUCCACGCAUCUUUACUUUUGGUAUAGGUACAUUCUGUAAUCACCAUUUCCUACGGAUGCUUGCAAUCAUUGGCAGAGGACAGUACGAUGCUGCGUAUGAUGUAGGUUCAGUUGAGCUUCGGAUGGAGAGCUUGUUUUCCAGAGUGGCAUCAAUUGUCCUUGUGGAUAUAGUAAUUGAUCCGCUAGAUGAUCUUGAAGUUGAGAUGUGUCCUUCCCGACUACCAGACUUAUCACAUGCAUCCCCAUUGACUGUUUUCGGGAGAUAUUAUGGAAACUUUCCUGACCAUCUUCAAGUAAAGGGUAUCUCAGCAGAUUGGAGCACUCAUGUGAUAGACUUAAAGAUUCGUGAGGCAAAGGACAUAUUACUUGACAGGGUAUUUGCAAAGCAACAGAUUGAUCAUUUCACAGCUCAGGCAUGGUUCUCGGAAGACAAACAGCUUGAGGAGAAGGUUGCAAAACUGAGCAUACAGAGUGGUAUUGCUUCAGAAUUCACUCGUAUGAUCUUGACAGAGGCUGAUGAGGCAACAAAAGCUACGGAACCAGCUGGUUCAGAUAAGGCACAGAGGAAGAUGCCCGACCCCAAAGUCCAUAAGCAAAUAAUGCUAAGAAACCUUUGCAUCGGCUUCGGCAACUUGACUGCAACUGUCGAGAACGUCCCUCCGGGAGCCGAACAAGCGAAAUUGCCCGAAGCUGCAGAAAUCCUAGUGAAGGCAGCGUCAAACUGUUGCGGGACGAUGUGCAAACACUGCUGUUGCAUGUGCUGCAUCCAGUGCUGCUCGCGGCUAAACGACCAUUUCGUGGAAGUGACGAUUCAGCUAUGUACCGCUUUAGCUUGUUUUGGCUGCCUCGAGUGCUGCUCGAUAUGCUGUUCGGGAAACGAUUGAUGAAGGAAAAUCUCAAUACCCCAUCUGUACCUCAGAGUGUCGAUUGUGAAAUGUUAUUUGUUUAUUUUUAGGUUUACACCUAGUGUAUGUACCACAUGGAGGAUACAUUUGGUACCGAGGCUAACAGGUGACACUUUUGACUUAUUUUGUGUACCAUUUAGCAAUGUAUAGAGGAAGAGAUCUUCUU